AUGUCUACCAACCUAGAUGCGCAGCCCACGAGAAUGGGGAUGGCGAGGCGGACUCUCGGUAUAUGUCUUCUGCUGCUCGUGGUAGUACUCUGGACAACCUCGAAUUUCCUAGGAAGUACUAUCUUUGCCGAUAAGACAUAUCCGAAGCCUUUCUUCGUAACAUACCUCAACACCUCGCUUUUUACAAUUCCUCUAUUCGGCGUUCUGCUCAGUCGGACAAUUGGCCUAUGGCGCGCCGACAAGCUUGGGCAGAUUGACUCGUUCUGGAGUUGGCUACAUCAUAUGGACUCGGCUGAGUCGGUUUCCGCCGAUGAAACACGGGUCUUGCGCCGUGUCUCGAUUGACGAUGAGGCUCGCGGUAGUGGUGACUAUGACGGUGCGCGGUAUUUGCCCAAAGACGCGAACGAAGAUGAGAUGUUGGGAUUGAAGGCGACUGCGAAGUUAAGCUUCCAGUUCUGUCUGCUUUGGUUCACGGCGAACUAUUUCGCAAUGGCUUGUCUUCAAUAUACGACUGUUUCAAGUACCACUAUCCUGACUUCGACUAGCGGUGUCUGGACACUGAUCUUCGGAGCGUGUCUGCGCGUUGAGAAGUUUACGGCCCGAAAAGCCCUUGGUGUUCUCGCCUCUCUCAUCGGAAUCAUCUUGAUCUCGCGUGUUGAUCUCUCAAAGCCAGAUGCACCAGCUGCUCCCACUGCUGAUGGGGGAUCGGGUACAUUCCCUCACAAGACCGCCGCCGAAAUUGCCCUCGGUGACGCCAUGGCAGCCUUCAGCUCAAUUUUGUACGGUGUGUACACUAUUGUAAUGAAGAAGCAGGUGGGCGAUGAAUCGCGCGUGAACAUGCCACUUUUCUUUGGUCUUGUUGGCUUCUUCAACGUUAUUUUCAUGUGGCCUGGUUUCUUCAUCCUGCACUGGACAGGCGUUGAGUUGUUUUCGUUUCCGGAAACGAAGCGUGUGUGGACUAUCGUUCUGGUCAACUCGGUCGCUUCUUUGAUCUCAGAUGUUGCUUGGGCGUAUGCCAUGCUUCUUACCACGCCCCUUGUGGUUACCGUUGGUCUUAGCUUGACUAUCCCCUUAUCAUUGGUUGGGCAGAUUGUGCUGCAGGGACAGUAUGCAAGUGCAAUCUACUGGGUUGGUGCUGCAAUCGUGUUUCUAUCAUUCGUGGUGGUCAAUCAUGAAAGCAAGACCUUGGACGAUGAGUCUCCUGCAGAUGGAGGUAGAUCAUCAUCUGGGGAGUAUGAGAGUAUUCCUAACGAAGAUUUACAAUGA
Messenger RNA from Penicillium pulvis, 1266 nucleotides. Its product is annotated as DMT family transporter. Gene Ontology annotation, biological process: regulation of peptide transport. The record is from RefSeq and is a predicted model, not a curated record. Bases 1 to 1266 code for a protein of 421 amino acids. The transcript has 5 exons. NCBI's taxonomy places the organism in Eukaryota, Fungi, Ascomycota, Eurotiomycetes, Eurotiales, Aspergillaceae. Gene Ontology annotation, cellular component: membrane.